AUGGCAAGCAUAGGCGACAGUAAUGCCACUGGCCCUCGGGAUGUUUUUCUAUUUGCUCUCAACCGUACCUGUUCUCAUGUCCUAUGCCGUUUGCUGUCGGGACAACCAGGAUGGAUUCAGUCGAACUAUCACUUCAAACGUGCUUUUGACUUUGCAAGAGAAUCUUUCAACUGGGGGCCAAUCAAUUCCGUAUCCCAUCAGCAACGUCGAGAUUUUGAAAGUCUCCUCCAAGAGGGGUUUGAUGAAAUUCACGAGGAGCUGAAGGUCGCCAAAACUCAGAAUAUGUCUAUGUUCCUUAAAGAACAUACCUUCUACGUCUGGGAGCCGUGUAAGCUCUCAGAGCAUAUGUGGGAGGACGUAAAAACAAACCCAACCAUAUUCCCUGACAAGUUCCUCCUGCGAUGGAGACCAAUAUUCCUAAUUCGACACCCGGCUCUCACGUUCGAAUCUUGGUAUAGAGCCGAAAGCGCCGCUCGUUCCAUUGAUCUUGCUGAUAGGUCAUGGGCGUUCUAUACGACAUAUCAGUACUCUCGCCAGCUCUAUGACUGGUUCUUGUUCAAAGUUGGAGAACCUUCUAGACCUAUUGUUGUUGAUGCGGACGACAUUCUUGAUGGCAGUCCUACAAUCAAGAAGCUGUGCAAUUCACUCAGCAUGGAUGAACAACAUAUCCUUUACAAAUGGGAUACGAUCAAAGCACCUGAGAACGCUGGCUGUCGCGAGCUCAAGUUCAUGAGUGAAUAUUGGAAUUCAACUUCAAUUGACAGCUCAAAGAGCUCUCGGGGAGUCAAUUUGGAUGCUGUUUUUGGGCGAUGGGUGGAGGACUUUGGAGCGGAAAAUGCUGAAAAGCUUAAGGGUCUUGUCCAUGAGUCAAUGGAAGUCUACAAUUAUUUAAAAGGUAGGAAGAUAUAA
Molecule: messenger RNA, 909 nt
Organism: Fusarium fujikuroi IMI 58289
Lineage: Eukaryota; Fungi; Ascomycota; Sordariomycetes; Hypocreales; Nectriaceae
Exons: 3
Coding region: 1-909 (302 amino acids)
Source: RefSeq, a predicted model, not a curated record